This is a messenger RNA of Neodiprion virginianus, 2304 nucleotides long. Its product is annotated as arylphorin subunit alpha-like. Bases 94 to 2133 code for a protein of 679 amino acids. Lineage: Eukaryota; Metazoa; Arthropoda; Insecta; Hymenoptera; Diprionidae. The transcript is spliced from 6 exons. The record is from RefSeq and is a predicted model, not a curated record.
CCUGAACAAGUAGUCAGAACGGUCUUGCUCGUUGCAUACGAGAACGUUGAUCGGGUAUACACGAAGGAAGAGGAGCCGAAGAUUUUAUAGAAAAUGAUUCGGCAGGUGGCAAUUCUUGCCGUCGCGGCAUUCUGCCUUGCGGCGUCUGAUCCCGUCCGUGUGAGGGCUCACGACAACGAUUUGGCCUUAAGGCUGACCUACGAUUUAGUAUGGAGAACUCAACGGACGGGCAAGUUAUCCAAAGAAGUUCAGGACAACGUGGAUCCCAACUUCAGCAUCCCGAAUCACCUGCUGACCUGGCCGGACAAGGAAGCGCUCGCGGACUUCUGGGCACGAUACCAGUACGGAAUGCUUCCACCUGGCGCAAUUUUCUCCAUCUACUACCCUGACCAGCUUGAAGAAGCUGUGUCGAUCUUCAAGGUCAUGCACACCGCAGCAAACCCCUGGCUCUUCUUCCAAUUCAGUGUUUGGGCGUUCAAAAACGUCAACCGUGAAUACUGGACGUACGCUUUAAACAUGGCCAUCAUGUACCGAGACGACUUUAAGUCAAUGGCUAUGCCCAGUCCCCACACCAUUUUCCCUAACUACUUCUUCAACACCGACGUCUUGCACCAAUUACACACCUUCAGAAUGGACUACCAGUACGAAGCUAUCGAAGGAGGAGAGAACGUCCACGAAGUAGUCGUGCCGGGCAACUACACCAACUGGUACAUCACGGGAUCAAUGAAUCCCGAAUCGAACCUCACGUACUACCUUGAGGACCCAGAUCUCAACAACUUCUACGCCUACCUACACGUCGAAUCGCCGUUCUGGAUGUCGAGCACAAUGUACAACCAGUUGUCACAUGAAUUCAGAGGAUCGGUUUACUUCUGGGUUCACCAUAUGUUGAUUAACCGUUACCGCAUGGAGCGCCUGUCCCACAGAAUUCCGAUGAUGGAAACUAUCGAUUGGAAACAACCGAUCGCCAUGGGAUAUGAUCCACAGAUGACUUACUCAAACGGCCUUCACUUCCCGCGUCGCGACGAAUGGACCAGAGUCCCAAUGUUUAAACAUCACCACGUUCAGCAUCUAGAAAAGUACGAAAGUCGCGUAAUGGAGGUCGCAGAGUCUGGAAUCGUUGUGGAAAGAGAUGGAAACCUCAAGCACCUGAACGACGCAGAGGGCCUUAACAUAUUUGGUAACAUCGUGGAAGGCAACAAUGACUCCUGGAAUUCAUUCUACUACGGAUCGGUGGACCACCUCAGCAGACACAUUCUUGGAUUCUGUCUUGAACCUGAGAACAAAUACCAGAUCCUUCCCAGUGCCCUUGAGCACGCUUCCACUAGCAUGAGGGACCCAGGCUUCUACAGAAUAUACGAUAAAAUCGACGACUACUACAGGACGUUCAUGAAACGCCUCGGGCCCUACACGAAGAAUGAGCUGGCUUCACCUGGAAUCACGGUCACCGAAGCUUCCGUUAGCAAACUUGUAACUUACUUUGAAUAUACCAACGUCUUUGUGACGGGUGUGAACAGAACCGCCGACAACAAAUGGGUGUCAUUCUACGUUCGUCAGCGCCGUUUGAACCACCAUCCAUUCGAUGUCAAUAUCAAGGUUCACACCGAUGAAGCAACCAAGGCCAGCGUUAGCAUUUUCUUCGGACCCAAAUACGACCAGUAUGGCAGAAACAUGACCGGCACAUCCAAGUACUUCUACCAAGUUGAUUACUGGGUCACAGAUCUCAAGAGUGGCGAUAACGAGAUCAUCCGCAAGAGCACGGAGUUCACCUUGUCCGUCGUUGACCACAAGAACGACGAGCACUUCUACAAGACCGUUAAUAAAGUCGUUCAAGGAGUGGACCCAGUGCCGAAGAACCCCAUCCCAACUGGAUUCCCGAAUCGCCUGGUUCUGCCCAGAGGUCGACCAGAAGGAAUGAAAUUCCAGAUCUUCGUGGACGUCAGAAAGUUCGACGAGACCAAGGCGAAAACGCUUAAGAGUCGGUUCUUCACCAAGGGCAUAACCAUAGACAAGCCCUUCGGAUUCCCUCUGGACAGACCGAUGAAGGCAUACACCUUCAGCCUGCCCAACAUGUACCUGUUCACCACCGACAUUCACUACUAUGAGGAUGAGUCAAAGUUGAACCUGACUGCUUAACCUUUAAGAUUAAGAUGGUUAAUCCAGACUGCUCGACGCUAAUGGUAAAACAAUCGCUCAGUCCAAUUAUCACUCUCUCGACCGAUUCAAGAUAUACGUUUUGGUCGAAUAUUUAAUCAAGUACACUGUAGAAGUUAGUAGACACAAAUAAAAACUAUAAUGCAUUCCGAA